Molecule: messenger RNA, 1721 nt
Organism: Odontomachus brunneus
Lineage: Eukaryota; Metazoa; Arthropoda; Insecta; Hymenoptera; Formicidae
Gene: Slimp
Product: serine--tRNA synthetase-like protein Slimp
Exons: 1
Coding region: 38-1480 (480 amino acids)
Biological process (GO): seryl-tRNA aminoacylation
Cellular component (GO): mitochondrion
Molecular function (GO): ATP binding; serine-tRNA ligase activity; tRNA binding
Source: RefSeq, a predicted model, not a curated record
GUAUAUUGCAGAAUUGGCUUGAGGUGAGAACACAAUAAUGCAUGCCCUGGUCAAAUUUACGCGCUGUUUGCGACUUCAUAAUCUCGCGAAAUCUUCAUUGAGUCAUAUUCGUCGGAAAGCCAUUAUCGUAUCGUGUUGCGAGAGACAUUAUAGCUCGGCGCUGUUCAUCUCCGGCAAAAUAGCCCACAAAGUCUUCGCAUAUCUCACGCCACAUUUGGACGUCGACGAGCGCUUUGCCGAUAUCGAGAAGCUACAAGAGGAAAUUACAUUACGCCGUAUGGAGGUAAACGUAGUCCAGCUGAGGGAUUUGUGGGAAUUCUAUCGCAAAAUGAACACGGACUUACGUAUGUUGGAAGACCACCUUAAAGAGAUUAAGGAUAGCAAAAAGCAACUGAUCAAAAGCGGCGUGCAUACUCCAGAAAUAGAACAGGAAUUUAACAAAUUGCAAAUGCAGCAACAAGUCAUUAAGCAGGACAUCAAGACGAUGAAGCAGGCGAUCUGGGAGUUGGAUGAUAAUGUCGUACAAAAGAUUUUGAAGUUGCCGAACAACUUAGAUCCACGAACGCCUACUGUGGAGUCGAUAGUAUUGAGGAACGUCGGUAACGCACCAGAUUCGUCCGAAGCAGACGGCAGGACUCACAUCGAGAUCGGUACAAGGCUCGGUCUCCUCAAGUACGAGAAUCCCAUGCUUUAUUAUUUAUGCAAUAAAGCAGCUUUGUUUGAGCUCGGUGUUCUGGCACACGCUAGUCGUGUCUUAGGUGACGGCAACAACAUGCUGAGGAUGUCUGGCGCAGACUUCAGUCGCAGUCUCGUAGUAGAGGGCUCAGGCUUGGACCACGAAGACCCAAUGACAGCUUUUCUGAUAGAGAAUCACGAUGAGGUCGAGAGAGGCUCAUCGAAUCGCAUGCAUUUGACUGGAGGCGCUAGUUUGACCUCUUUCUUGACGUUGCACACAAAGCAACUGAUCAAUCCCAACAACUUCCCGCUCAAGUACUUUGCCACGGGCAGGCAGUACACGCCUCUGCCGGCUAACUCGCCACCCUGCGGCCUGUUCACGACAUGUCAGGCUUCCGUGGCCCAUGUGUUCGUAAUGGUGAAGGAUGGGAAGGAUGAUGAUUACAGGAUACUUUUUGACGAACUCGUGGAUAAAGUGUGCCAGCUGUACGAUGACUUAUGCAUCGAUCAUUAUCGCGUCGUAAUGAAAUCCGCGCCGCAGUUGAACACGUGGGAAAGUCUGCGCGUGUCAUUUGAGGUAUGGUCGCCGUUCGCAAAACAGUACAUCGAGGUAGGCCAUUUGUCCGCAUGUGGCGAUUACUUUAGCAAGCGACUACUUAUCAACUAUCAAACUCCGAGCGGCGGAAGCUUCCCCGCGGCGCUAACCGGCACCGUUCUUUCGGUCCCGCGUUUAAUCGGUUGCAUGCUCGAACAAAAUCCACAUGAGUUCGUGAUACCGCCAAAGAUAGCCGAAUUGAUACCUUAACGAUCGUAUUGUUAUGUAAAUUAGAUAUUAACAUCGUCCCAAAUUGUCGGAAUCUUGUUUCACUUCGAAAAAUAGUUAUAUCUUACAUCGAGCGUUAUUUCAACUUUCCUCGCGAACGGAAAGUUUCACAUUAUUAAAUAUGAAAUAUUGAAUUAAUCUAUUGAUAUCGCGAUAUCAUUACAAGUUAUAAAAUUUAUGAGCUCGAUAUUCAUAGAUUGAAAUAUAUAUUUGCAAAAUAUAA